GAGUGGAGGAUGCUGAAGACAGGCUUAGAUGGAGGAAACUGAUUCACUGUGGCGACCCCUGAAGGGAAAAGCCCAAAGGAAAAGAAGAAGAUGAUAUGUGACUAUUCAAAUUGUAAAUUGUUGAACAUUUUGUACAACUGCUUCAUGUUUUGUAAACUUCAACUUUUGUCAAUAAAAAAGCUAACAUUUUUGGGGGGAAAGGUGGAGAAAGGCAUGUACUUUAGGGCCGGUGAGUUAGUGACAGUAUGUACUAACCAAUCAGAAGGUCCUGUGAACCGGAAGACCCCAUCCCGACCACUUCCGGUUUGAAAGCAAACAUUAAUGCUAAUGCUAAUGUUUGAUCUUUUUUUGUGUAACGCCGACCUAUAGGUUUAUGUAUGGAAGCCUUCUUUUGCUAAAACCCCGGUUCUAGAGGAUGACUGUUAUGACAGCACACAGAAGAGACCACUGACCAGCGCCAAACUCAGUUUGUUGGUAAGAAGCGGCAGUAAACGAGAGUUUGAGUCUGUUAGCGCCUUUAGCUCAUUUUGCUAAAUCUAUUCAUCUUCUAAAACUCUGGAGGAAUUUUUUGUGCUUCCGGUUCUCAGAGAGAAUUACAGUUUGUUGAACUGAUUGAAGAAUACUCCAGUUCCCUGGAUCAGUGAAAGCUGAUUGGAGCAAAGCCAUGGAAAUGGAGGAAGACAUUUCUUCUCAUCUGAAUAGUGGAUCAGCUGCAUUCAGGAUGUCUACCCUUCAACCUCUGAGAGAGUACAUCAACGAGCAGCUUGCUGCUGCCGCUGAAGAAAUAUUCAGACAAGUGGAAAAAACCUUCAGGCAGUUGGAGGAGGAGCUCUGUCGUCAGCACAGACUGCUGGGAAUCAGCUGGAAACCUCACCUUCAGCUGCACAACAUCUUAGUCCUCCCCCAGCAUUAUCUAAGUGCAGACCAGGAGCAGAGAAACCAAGACAGGAGCUCCAAAGGGAAAGGAAGGGAACCAGAACCUCCAUGUGUGAAGGAGGAAUGGGAAGAGGUCGUCAUCAGCCAGGAGUCAAAGCAGCUGGAUCUGAAGCAGGAGGCGGAGGUUUCCAUGGAGACGCCAACUCCUGAGGAGAGGGAGCAGACUCCAGUUUCUCUAAACAGUCACCAGCUCCAAACUCAUGAAGAAGCAGAGCUGAAGAACACAGAUCAGGGGAGCAGAGGGGACAGAAGCCAUGUCAAAAAUGAGGCCAUCUCUCAGCUAACAGGAAGUCACUGUGGCUCAAACUCUGAGAACAUGUUAGAAAAAGAUGUUUAUGCAAAAGGCUUGACGAUAAAGACUUUGGUGGAGAAACCACAGAAGAGUGUGGAAAAAUUCACGUGUGUGAUGUCUGGUCCACCGCAGAAGCUGCAGGAGAACGUCAGCAUCUGUCCCGUGACAGCCUUCAGCCCCCCUGCAGCUCCUGCCCCUCUCCCCUCAGCCGCCGCCCAGCCCGUCCAGAGACACCCUCCCAGAAGUAUCGGCCUUCUGCAGCCCGUCAGACUCAGUAACGGUCAAGUGGUUUUUAAAAGCCCUAAUCAGGUUUAUCUGACUCCCAAUCCUGCCGCUCCUCUGCUAAACACCUGCAGCAUCAGGACCAAACGCCCGGGAGAACAGCUGUUCAAAAGUCAGCCUUACAUCAAGAAGCCGCCCAACGCCUUCAUGCUGUUCCUGAAGGAGCAGAGGGCAGCCGUGCCGCCGGAGCUGAAGAGCAACAGUUCAGCUGUUAAUAAGCUGCUGGGAGAGAAAUGGAGUGUGCUGUCAGAGGAGCAAAAAGCCAAGUACUUCAACCAGGCCGACGAGGAGAAGCGGCUCCACGCGCAGCAGCAUCCGGACUGGUCCAGCUCAGACAAUUAUGGCAAAAAGAAAAGGAUUUCCAGGAAAGGAGCUCCCUCCAGAAUCCAGGGUUUGAACGUCCUGCCUGGAUCCAUCCGGCCGUGUGCUCCUCUCUGACCUCACACUCCUCCUGACAUCAGCAGCAGAGCCGCCUGCUUCCAUCAGCUCAUUCAAUCAAAUACCACCUUUGUGUAUUUUUUCACAUUGUGGCCCAAAUGCCCCAUACUGGUCCAGGAUUGUGAUGUAGGGCUCCAACAUGCUCACAUGAAGUUCUAAUAGGAAGUCUAGUGUGUGAUCUACACUCACUGGUAGACCUGAUGAACUGGCCGGUGAGUGUAAUGUGUUUAAUAAAAGUAUGAAAAAACAGUA
This is a messenger RNA of Oryzias melastigma (Indian medaka), 2200 nucleotides long. RefSeq names its product transcription factor SOX-30. Gene Ontology annotation, biological process: canonical Wnt signaling pathway; regulation of transcription by RNA polymerase II. Gene Ontology annotation, cellular component: beta-catenin-TCF complex. Lineage: Eukaryota; Metazoa; Chordata; Actinopteri; Beloniformes; Adrianichthyidae. Bases 665 to 1948 code for a protein of 427 amino acids. Gene Ontology annotation, molecular function: DNA-binding transcription factor activity, RNA polymerase II-specific; RNA polymerase II cis-regulatory region sequence-specific DNA binding. The record is from RefSeq and is a predicted model, not a curated record. The transcript has 10 exons.